Messenger RNA from Botrytis cinerea B05.10, 696 nucleotides. RefSeq lists its product as hypothetical. The transcript has a single exon. The record is from RefSeq and is a predicted model, not a curated record. Bases 265 to 630 code for a protein of 121 amino acids. NCBI's taxonomy places the organism in Eukaryota, Fungi, Ascomycota, Leotiomycetes, Helotiales, Sclerotiniaceae.
GCUCAAACUCAAGAUCUAGGCGGAAAUUCACAACAACUUCGUGUGGUUCGUAUGUUGGAUUUCGUUCAAGAAAAUGAUAUUAACCUCAUUGUGGGCGAAUGGGUUCUUGCCAGGUUUACAGGCGUCGAAGGGGCAAAAUGGUUCCUAUGUUAAUUGGUACUGGGGUCCACCCACAGUUACUAUGGUCGACGAAUCGCUACAGAUAAAAUUGACUUCGAGAACGUGGUACCUGAGCCUGGACUUGUGGAUCACUGGGAAAGCUAUAUGAAGAAGAAGAAAACCCAAUAUUGUCGUACUGUAAACGUAUUGAUUCAAGGACGGAUAGCUCGACAAUAUACGGACUCAGUUACCAGCUCGGAGAUCAAGACUGAGAUUGACGACGAUUCAGAUCAAGAGGGUUCAGAUAAUAAAGAAAAGCUAAGACUUUCUUUUCAGGAGAGAGACAAUCAUUGUGCCGAACUUGUACAGACACUCACUGACAUCUGGGGUGAGAGGGUGGAGGCGAUUUUGAAUGACACCAUUCUUCAACAGGUUCCGAAAGGGCACAGAACUGCUAUCAUGAAUUUGAACGAAAAUGAGGAUCUGAUACCGGCUAUGUUUCUGAGUGGUAUUCAGGUACACCCGUUCUAGAUACAAAAGAAUGAGUGUAUUAUUUUAAAAUGAAUAUUGUUUACGUUUGUACAUGUGGCCAUUUUG